UCCGAUGUUGUGUAGCCAAACCAAGCUAGCUAACCUGCGCAUGUUCUGAAUCUUGUCCUGGUACUUCCGGUAGAAAGGAUUCUCCUCCAAGUUUUCUUCUUUCCGCACCGAGAAGGCUCGGAACCUCGGGGUGACCACGCCAGGAAUCAGCGGCCUGAUACCGGUUGCCUUGACGGCUAUCAUUCCUCUGUACGUACAUGUCAUUUGGACCAGGGCCGCCGCCAUCUUUCCAUCGCUUUUGUCCGACAUCUACAACACCCCGAUGAGAAACUGCUUUUAUUUACAUUGGUUCCGGGACACAAGGACGACAAAUACAUUACAAUAGCUGUCAAAUUUCAUGGUGGUUUAUAACUAGUGAGAACAAAAUAGCACAUAGUAUAACCGUUUAUUGAGCAAAAUAAAGUACAGAAAUGCAAAAACUAUACUAAUGGCUCUCAUUGAAAUCCAUCACACCACUAUCGAUCCGGUAGUGAUACCACCCUUAGUUUCGACAUUUGUAUCGACCCUUAUCCUACGUUGCAGUGUUAGUGGCAGCUUAUCAGUAAAGCAGUGAAGUUGUAUUAAUGGGAAAGAUGCUUUGGUGGGCUGUGACUUCGCUGUUGAGUUUACUGAUCGUGUCAGAAAGCAAACAGAAGGACUUUUAUACUUUCAAAGUUGUCAACAGCAGAGGAAAAUUGAUAUCACUGGAAAAAUACCGGGGCUCGGUGUCCCUUGUGGUAAACGUCGCCAGCGAAUGCGGCUUCACCGAGGAACACUACAAAGCCCUUCAGAAACUCCAACGGGACUUUGGGCCGUACCACUUCAACGUGCUGGCGUUCCCCUGCAACCAGUUUGGACAACAGGAACCUGGCAGCGACAAGGAGAUCGACAGCUUUGUACGUCGAGUCUACGGCGUCUCCUUCCCCUUGUUUAGUAAAAUCGCUGUUGUCGGAACCGGAGCCAACAACAUCUACAAGUACCUCUUUGAAUCCUCUGGCAAGGAGCCUGACUGGAAUUUCUGGAAGUAUCUCAUUGAUGUCAAUGGAAAAGUGGUGGAUGCAUGGGGACCGCGGGUUUCUGUGGAUGAAAUCCGUCCAAAAAUAGCCGACAUGGUGCGGGAAAUAAUCAUAAAGAAGAAAGACGAGCUGUGAUGUUUUUUGGCAUGAAUUUAGGAAACAAAUAACAGUACCAAACUUAAGUCCUCCACAAAGCACUGAUGAAUUAGCCAUAUUUUCACUUCAAUUUUACACUUCCAAGAAUUGAUACUUUUUUUUGGAGUGUUUUGGUUUAGUAUUCAUUUAGUAGUAUUCAUUUUGAAAUGUGAAAUAAAUGUGUUUUGGGCAGGCUUGGCUGAACAUUUGAUGUAUUCAAGAAAUACUCAGGAGUCAAAGAUUUUGUAUUUUUUUUUUAGCCUUUGUCAGUUUUAAUUGACUUAUAUUAUUAAAGGGGAACUGUAAGUACUCUUUGGGGGAAUUUUGCCCAUCAUUCCCUGUCCUUAUGUGAAACAUGAACACAUAUUUCUUUCCCUUUUUUGUGCAUUCUAGUGCAAGAAAACG
Molecule: messenger RNA, 1535 nt
Organism: Doryrhamphus excisus (bluestripe pipefish)
Lineage: Eukaryota; Metazoa; Chordata; Actinopteri; Syngnathiformes; Syngnathidae
Gene: gpx7
Product: glutathione peroxidase 7
Biological process (GO): response to oxidative stress
Molecular function (GO): glutathione peroxidase activity
Source: RefSeq, a predicted model, not a curated record